This is a messenger RNA of Setaria italica (foxtail millet), 1629 nucleotides long. Its product is annotated as cytoplasmic 60S subunit biogenesis factor REI1 homolog 1. The coding region runs from base 121 to 1203 and encodes 360 amino acids. The record is from RefSeq and is a predicted model, not a curated record. Gene Ontology annotation, cellular component: preribosome, large subunit precursor. Lineage: Eukaryota; Viridiplantae; Streptophyta; Magnoliopsida; Poales; Poaceae. The transcript has 5 exons. Gene Ontology annotation, biological process: ribosomal large subunit biogenesis.
CCUAGAAGAGGAGGGAACAGGAAAGCAAGGCUCCCUUGCAGAAGUUGUAGCCCGUCCCUGCCAACCCAAGCAGACCGAAGCGAGCGAAGAGAGGAAGAGGAGAGAGAGGGAGUCAUCAGCAUGGCGACGGCGACCUGCAACGCGUGCAACGUGAGGUUCGUCGACGACGAGCAGAAGCGGCUCCACUACCGCUCCGACUGGCACUGCUUCAACCUCAAGCGCAAGGUUGCCGGAGUUCCUGGCGUGACCGAGGCUCUGUUCUUGGCCUGGCAAGCCGCAUUAGGGGAGGGGAGCACCCUCACGGGCACUCCGAUCCAAUACGGCUGCGCUCUGUGCGGGAAGGAGUACAGGAGCUCGAGAGCUCACGCGCAGCAUCUCAGCUCGCGAUCGCAUCUUAUGAGAGCCUCUGAUGAGGGGCCCGAUUCCUCCAUUGCUGCUGGAAUCGCAGUCGUCAAGCUCAAGCCACCUGCUGAGCGCAGAGGCGGCCCGGCUGCGGUGGAAGAGGAGGAAGAGUGGGUUGAAGAGUUGGAUGAUGAAUCUACUUCAGACAUGCAAGUGGAUGAGGAUUCCUUCGGAUGUGAUGGAGAAGCUGAAGAGUUUGACACCUUGCUCUGUUUCAUGUGUGACCUCAAGCAUGAGACAGCAGAAGACUGCAUGGUUCAUAUGCACAAGAAGCAUGGGUUCUUCAUACCUGACAGUGAAUACUUGAAGGAUCCCAAUGGCCUUCUUACCCAUGUUGGGCUGAAGGUGAAGCGGGAUUUCAUCUGCCUCUACUGCAAUGACAGGCGCCAGCCCUUUCAGAGCCUAGAGGCUGUCAGGAAACACAUGAACGCAAAGGGCCAUUGCAAAUUGCGGUAUGGAGAUGGUGGUGAUGAUGAAGAUGCUGACCUGCAGGAUUUCUACGAUUACAGCAGCAGUUAUGUUGAUGUCGAAGGUAAGCAGUUGAUUGCCGCUGAUGGUGUUAACAACAACAUCGAGCUUGGAAUUGGCGGGUCAGAGCUGGUAAUCACAACCAAGAGUGGUAAAGGAACUCGUGUCAGAACUCUUGGUUCUCGGGAAUUUACCCGCUAUUACCGCCAGAAGCCACGGCCAUCGGCUGUGACAAACUGUGCUCUUGCACUCUCCCUGCCAUCCAGCUACAAGAGCAUGGAUUUGGUGGCAGUUCAGUCUAAAGAGCAAAGUCUAAGGAUGAAAGUUGCCUGAGCAAUUUCAGUUUUUUUUUAAUGUGAGCAACGAACACGAGUGAGGCCGACGAAUCAAAAUCAGGAAGGGUGAUGAUGCAUACAUCGAUGAUUUUGGAUGGGACUUGUAACAUAUAGUUCACUCUAAUUAGUAUAAUAAUAUAUUAAGUGGGAUGGUCAAUGAGUUAGGACAAUUACCCAACCAAACAAAAAGAUCGUUAUUAUUUUAACAUGAAUCAAAUGAUACAACUAACCGAACACAUCAGUGUGACUCAAAACCAAAAUCGAGUGCAGGUGUCAAGCUCUGGCAGGGGGCCUCACUAUGAUGAAGCCCUGGCAGGAGCUUCACCAUGACAUGCUUAUGGUGUCUGAUGCUAUUCUUGUCCAUCACUGACAUUUUUUUGUGUGCUUAACAUUUAUCCAAAAGGAACAUACCUUUCCAUGUAAA